UUAUAAUGGAGAUACUUUUAAGGGAAUGUACUUAACUCGCCUAACAAAACCAAAUCCUAAUUUGUCCACGUUGCAUCGGACCACUCCUCAUUUUAUAAUUGAUUGAUUGAAGUGUUUUUGACAGUGUCACUCAUCAGACCCAAUAUUCUAAUUCUAAUUCUAUUCUAACUUUUCUCUUUUUCUCAGCACCAUCCAUCUUUGUCAAUGAGUUUCCAAGGCUGUCCAAAUGUGAUAUGGAGAAUCACGCCCUCGCAUAUCCUCGUCUUCUUCCUUCUAUCGUCGGCCGUCCAUGCCCAGUCAAGUUCGGCACCUGAGGCUUCUCCCGGUGCUUCACUUCGCAACAGGAACGCCUUAUUCGCUCCCGUGGUUGUCGCCCUCUGUUGCGCCUUCCUUUUCAUCGCCUGCUUCGUCAUCUACAUCCUCCACUGCCCCGACUUGGAACUUCCUGCCGGAGACCCGACAGACGCUGCCACCGCCAAUUGUUCUUCAAGUGUUCAUCACAGCAUCGACCCGAAAUUAAUCGAAAUCUUCCCCAUCCUCGUGUAUUCCGCCGUCAAACACCUCGACUUUGGGAAAGCCUCCGCGCCGGAAUGUGCGGUGUGCUUGAACGAGUUCGACCACCGCGAUACGCUCCGAUUGCUUCCGAAAUGUCACCACGUGUUUCAUCUUGAAUGCAUCGAUGCCUCGUUAGCCUCCCAUGUUACUUGCCCUGUUUGUCGCUCGAGGCUGAAGCAGGAGGAGGAUCACCGCCGAGGUGAAGGCGAUGAGGUGAUAGUUAUUCCGAAUGAGGUUACAAAUGCACAACAGGUGUUCGAUGAAAGCUCUGUGACAAGAAUGGAGCUUAAUUCAGGCAACAGAAGUUUAGGGAUGUGUCAUUCAACUGGUCACUCUUUGGGUUUGGGUGAAAGUGAAAUCGAAGAGGAAAGACACGGGGAGGUACAGUCUGAGGAUGUCGGAAGAUGUGAGCAAACAGAUUCCGAUGAAUCACAGAGGAACGCGAUGGUCGGCGAGCUAAAAUGUGUUCGGAGGAAGGCCAGGUGAAGAGAACAGUAGAAAGCAUUUGAUUCUGUGAAUGAAGCUUCGAAUUGUUUCUCGCGGGUCCCUUUCAGCAACGGAGUUUAUUCUUCCUCCCCAGUUCUCCAACCUCAGUGGCCGAGUAGGAGAUUGGUAUUGUUUUUCUCCUUCUUUGUGGGAUUGUGAAGAAUUUUUAUUCAUUGGAUGAAGUCAUAAAUUCGAAUAACUCAAAA
Molecule: messenger RNA, 1247 nt
Organism: Prosopis cineraria
Lineage: Eukaryota; Viridiplantae; Streptophyta; Magnoliopsida; Fabales; Fabaceae
Product: E3 ubiquitin-protein ligase ATL6-like
Exons: 2
Coding region: 205-1041 (278 amino acids)
Source: RefSeq, a predicted model, not a curated record